Messenger RNA from Rotaria sp. Silwood1, 888 nucleotides. The record is from the annotation of a GenBank genome assembly. Lineage: Eukaryota; Metazoa; Rotifera; Eurotatoria; Philodinida; Philodinidae.
AUGACUGAAAUAAAUGAUAAUAAAUUAGAAGUUUCUUCAAAUCAACAACGAAUAUUAAUUACUGGUGUUUCAGGUUUAAUAGGAAGAAUUUUAUUUAAUUAUUUAACUGAAAAAUAUCCAAUAAAAUAUAAAAUCUUUGGUCUUGAUCAACAUUUGAAUAUAUCACCACGAUAUCAAUCUGUCAAUAAUGAUGAUCCUAAAAUAAAACCAAUAUUACCUAUUCCAUUAGAUAAGUUUUUUCAAUGUGAUAUAACAGAUAGAAUAAAAUUACAUGAAAUAAUAAAAGAACAAAAAAUUGAAAUAAUUAUUCAUUUAGCAGCUCUACUUGAAAAUCAUCCUGAUAUUGAAAAGAUUUCACAUGUUAAUAUUGAUGGAACAAAAAAUGUUUUUGAAGCACCUGGUGUUCGUCGUAUUAUAUAUGCAAGUUCAGUAAUGACAGUUUUUGGUUAUAUUAAUUAUGAACCAUAUCGUUCAAUUUUUAAUGGAACUUUUAAUGAUACAACUAUGUUAAAUAAUCUUAGAAAACUAACUGUAUUAGAUGAUCCACCUUUACCUGAUACUCAAACAUUAGGCAAUACUGUAUAUUCUCAAAGUAAAAUUAUUGGUGAACAAAUGGCUAUGGAAAUUGUUAAAAAUGGUUCAAAAUCUAUUAUUUGUGCUCGUUUUGGAUGGGCCAAUGUAGAUGAUCAACCAGGAGAAACUUGGCUUCGAACUGUAUGGUUUAGUCAUCGUGAUCUAUGUUCAUUUAUUGAUAAAGUAUUACAAGCUCCUGAAUAUAUUAGUGGUAUAUACUUUAUUAUGUCGAAUAAUCAUCGUCUUUGGGUCGAUUUAGAUGAUGCUAAAAAAGAUUUUGAUUUUGUACCACAAGAUGGAGCUGAAAAACUAUAA